AUGUCCGUUAACGCUUUCCAGAGUCCAUCUGGGCUGCCAGCCCCUCCACCACCCGCGGCCAGCCCACCCAGCUCUCCUCCGAUUCUAAAGGCGAACGUCUCGCCUACGCGGUAUGCCAACAAAUCCAUCUUCCUCCGCUCGAUCGACGACCCCGCCGUCGCCCGCCAAUACACCGAACACAAAGCCCCCACAACCGUCGCCCGCUUCGCCCCCUCAGGCUUCUAUGUCGCCAGCGCCGACGCCACGGGGAUAGUCCGCGUGUGGGACUGCGUCGGCGACGGCAUCACCAAGGGUGAAUACAGCAUCGUCAACGGCCGCAUCAACGACCUCGCAUGGGACGGCGACUCCCAGCGCAUCAUCGCUGUCGGCGACGGCAAGCAGCGCUACGGUCACUGUAUCUCGUGGGAUAGCGGCAACACCGUCGGCGAGAUCUACGGCCAUACCCAGCAGAUUAACUCCGUCUCGAUCCGUCAGCAGCGCCCGCUGCGCGCUGCGGCUGCUGGGGAUGAUAAGAAUCUUGUGUUCUACCAUGGCGCACCGUUUAAGUUUAACUCGGGUAUUCGUGAUAAGCAUACCAACUAUAUCUAUGGGGUUGGGUUUGGCCCUGAUGGGUCGACGCUUGUUAGUGUUGGUGCGGACCGGAAGAUCUGGCUUUAUGAUGGCAAGACGGGCGAGACGAAGGGCCAGAUUGGGGAGAAUGAGCACAAGGGCAGUAUUCUGGGCGUGUCGUGGUGUCGCGACUCGCGCAAGUUCGUCACUGCCAGUGCGGACCGGACUGUCAAGAUCUGGGACGUGGAGGCCGGCAAGGCCUCGCAGACCUGGCAUAUCGGCGGAGAAGGCAGCACGAAUGUGCGCGACCAGCAGGUCGGCGUGGUGUGGCCGCCCGGCCGCAGCGACAACCUGCUGAUUAGUCUGUCGCUGAGCGGCGACCUGAACUACCUGGUGGAGGGGACGCCCGAGCCGCGACAGGUCGUGCAGGGCCAUCAGAAGAACAUCACCUCGAUGACCCGGUCCAAGCCCGACGGCGGCGACGAAACCCUGUGGACUGGCAGCUUUGACGGCCGCGUCUGCAGCUGGGACGUGUCCAAGGGGUCGGCCGACGAGGUCGACGGCGAUAGCCAUCCGUCGUACAUUGCCGGCCUGACCCCUACCCCGGAGGGGACUGGCCGAAUCUACAGUGUCGCCUGGGACGACACCCUCCGGUCGGUGGACGUCGGGGCCAAGACAUACACCGGCAGCGCUUCCAAGCUGUCGGGGCAACCCAAGGGCAUCGCCGCCGGCAACACGACGGUGGUAGUCGGCUCCGCCGAGAACGUCGAGAUCUACCAGGACGGGCAGAAGACGGGCGAAUACAAACCGCAGACCACGGUCACGACCGUCGCGGCGCAUGGAGACACCGCCGCCGUGGGAGGCGAGGACGCGACGGUCCAGAUCUGCAGCAUCUCGGCUUCCAGCCUGACCCCCAAGACCGACAUCAAGUGUUCGCGCAACCCCAUCUCGGCGUUGGCGUUCUCGCCCGAUGGCUCCCUGCUGGCAGUGGGCGACUCCCGCGGACGCGUCCUCGUGUACAAGGUGGCCGAUGGCAGUCUGGUCACGGACCGCUGGACGGCGCACACCUCCCGGAUUACCUCCAUCGCGUGGAACGACGAUGGCACUCACGUUGUGAGCGGUGCCCUCGACACGAACAUUUUUGUGUGGAGCCUGGCUAGCCCGGGUGACUGGCUGCAGGUAUCCAACGCCCACAAGGAGGGCGUCAACGGCGUGGCGUGGAUUCAGGGAGGGUCGAAGAUCGCUUCUGCUGGUGCGGAUGCGGCGGUCAAGUUGCGCCAAGCGACCUUCGUCUUACCCAGAACCGGACAGCGCCUAAAAGGCCUCAUAAACCUACGCAGCUCGACCGCUGCCUCAAGCCAGAGCGGCAGCAAUGAAGAGCGCCGUGGGUUACUAUCGGGGGUGGUCCGGGGCCGCCACGAAAGGUGGAAGUCGCGUAUACGGGGGAAGAUUCUAUACUGGGGUUACUCGGUGCGGGAUUUCGUCGCGUCGGAGCAGGGCAUCGGGGUGCUGAAAUGCAGUCUGGCCUAUCUCCUCGGGUCCCUGGCGACCUUUGUGCCGCUGCUGUCAGCGGCACUGGGAAACCAGGAUGGGAAACAUGUUGUCGCGACCGUUACGGUGUAUUUCCACCCCGCGAGGUCGCAGGGCAGUAUGUAUAAGGCUUUGAUUUGUGCCUUUCUGGCCUUUCUCUACGCGGCGUUUGUUUCCCUUACGAGUAUGUGUGUCUCUAUGUUCUUUCAGGAUACGCUGAAUCUGCUUCCGGUCGGCCAUGCUGUUGUUUUGAUUGUGUUCUGCGGCGGCGGCCUGGGGUUUAUCGGAUGGACGAAGCAGAGACUGGGAGACCCGCUCGUCAACGUCGCGUGCUCGCUCGCGUCGCUGUCGACCAUCACGGUGCUGACCAAGGAAGGCGCCGUGCAGAGCGGGGACCUGUCCCUGGCAAAGAUAUUACAAGUCCUGAAGAUGGUCAGCAUGGGCGUCACCGCCACCAUGGCCGUGUCGUUUCUGAUCUUCCCUAUUUCGGCGCGCAAACAGCUGCGCUCGAAUCUCACUACUACUACCGAAACGCUGGCGACUAUGCUCGCGCUGAUCACGCAGAGCUUCCUCAGCGGCUCCGAGGAGGAGCUUCAGACGGAAGAGUUCACCAGCCUCGCCGCGCGCCAUAAGAAAGCGUAUAAUCAGCUGGACAAGCUCAUCAAGGAAGCUAAAUUGGAACACUAUGUCGCUGGCACGGAGAGGGAGUAUCGGUUGGAGAAGAAACUUGUCCGCUGGGUUCAGGAUAUCACGCACAACAUGGGUGGCCUGCGCAGUGCUGCCCUCUUGCAGUUUCAACUGCUGAAUCAGACGAAGCUUACCGAGGCGUCUCGGACAAGCGGUCAACUGAUCCCGGUGGAUGGGAAUAGCGUGAGUGUGCUGCCGAGUCCGUUUUCAUUAGAUGAUGACCGGCCGCUGCUGGAGCCGAUUGAUGAAAGGCCUGAAGAGGAGGAGGUCGAGGGGAGGUCGGGCUCCAGCAGAGGCAGUCCCGGUUUCACUACGAUGCAUAGUUAUGUCGAGCCGGAGACCGACCAGGGCCUUCUUCCGGCUGAUAUAUUUGCCCUGUUCAUUGACCAUUUGGGGCCUUCUAUGCGCUCACUGGCUUUUACCUUGAAAGAGAUCUUCAGGGAAAUCCCGUUUCAACAUGCACCUGACCGCGGCGUCUCUAUUAAUACUCGAUUUCGCACUAGUCUGGACCGCGCGCUUGAACUCUACCAGAAUGCCCGAGAAGAGGCACUGGAGACUAUCUAUCGGCAGAAGGAUGUUUUGAAGAUCAAGACACUCGAGGUAGAAGCUGAUCUCGAGGAGGUCUCCGCCAGUUGCGGGCACUUCAGUUUCUCUCUGCUGGAGUUUGGAAAGCAGCUGAAGGAGUUGCUGGCUAUCCUAGACGAAUUACAACUUGAGGGAGAGGAGAGGCCUAACGGGCGGUCUUGGAACUGGCUGAAAUUCUGGCGUCGGGGAGAGAGUGAACCCAGGAGUGACACUAUGGAUGCGGAACAGCCAGCCGUUGAAGCUGACAUUGCCAGAGGCGGCUCUCGUCCCCGAUUAGACGUCCUCAGCCCCCGAGAGACGCAGAACAGACUUUCCGAUCUUGCUGCAUCUGCCGGGAAGUCCGGCAAAGGAAGAAUCGGCUAUCGCAUCUGGAAGUCUCUUGAGUUCUUCCGGCGUGACGACACGAAAUUUGCGAUCAAAGUCGGCACGGGAGCCGCCCUUUUUGCGGUCCCUUCGUUUAUCAACUCUACCCGGCCGUUUUAUUCACACUGGCGAGGCGAGUGGGGCCUAUUGUCCUACAUGCUGGUCUGUUCGAUGACAAUCGGAGCAUCGAAUACGACGGGGUACUCCCGUUUCCUCGGUACCUGCCUGGGGGCGCUCUGCGCCAUCCUGGCAUGGCUCGUGACGGACGGCAACGUCUUUGGACUCGCCUUCUUGGGUCUGCUCAUGGCUACUUGGACGUCAUACCUCAUCCUCAUAAAGGGACAAGGCCCGAUGGGCCGAUUCAUCAUGCUCACUUACAAUCUGUCCGUCUUGUAUGCCUACUUGCUUACCCAGAAGAACGGCAACAACGACCAGGACGAGGGCGGCGAAUCCCCGGUCAUCACCGAGAUCGCUCUCCAUCGCGUGGCCGCCGUUCUCUCCGGCUGCAUCUGGGGCAUUAUCAUCACGCGGGUGAUCUGGCCCAUCAGCGCGCGAGAUAGGCUCAAGGAUGGGCUGAGCCUGCUGUGGUUGCGCAUGAGUCUGAUCUGGAAACGCGGCCCGCUCUCGACGAUGGAAGACACGUCUGAGCCGGCGGGCUUCAUGAACGCCCGCGAGAAGCUGGAGAUCGAGCGGUUUCUGUCGCGGCUGGAGGCUCUUCAGGCGUCUGCGUCGUCGGAGUUCGAGCUGCGCAGUGCGUUCCCUGAUGAUGCGUAUGGUAAUAUCCUCCGUCGUACGAGGAGCAUGGUCGACUUGUUUCUCGCUAUUAACCUCGAGCUGGUUAAGAAUAUUACGGCGUCGGAAGGGGAGCUUGCUAUUCUUCAGUACACGGUGAAGGAACGACGGCAGUUGUCGUCGCGCAUUAGUCACUUGUUGUCUGUCAUGGCUUCGUCGAUGAAGCUUGAAUACCCUCUGAGCGACGUUCUCCCCAGUGUGGAGCAUGCCAGGGAUCGUCUUCUGGCACGGUUGUUUCGUUAUCGCAAGGAUCGGACAGCGUCUCGUCUGUCUACGGAUGAGGACUACGCCUUGCUGUAUGCGUAUAUUCUUAUUGAUCCGGCUGCCCUGAGUCGGAAUGACUCCGGGUCCGCCACGAUCGCUUCCUCCAAACCGACGGCCCCCAAUGCCUCCGCGACCCAGAAGUCUACCAAGGCUCUCAUCUCCGUCCCGCGACUGGACCUCGAACCCAUUUACACGGAGCUCAAGGCCGCAAUCGGCGACAGCUGGGCCGAGUACAAGGAAGCCACCACCCUCUUUCUCCUCGGGCAAUUAAAUCAAAACGAGCUGGCCUCGCGCGUCGACCAUAUCAUUUGCGCCGACCAGAAGACCGAACACCUUCAUAAUAACUUCAUCUGCGCGAUCAUCGGUAACCUUACGAGAGACCUUCCGGAUCAUGGAGUCGCCAGCUGGGUGUCCGCCAACGAUAAACCGUCGGUCGUGUCCAAGCCGACGUCGGGAGAUGCCGCGGAGCAGAGGCUGAAGACGGAGGUGAUGCAGCUGCCUCCGCGGGACCGUCGACGGAUUAAAUCAAUUCCUGAGCGCGACCCGAGCGACACGGCCUUGAAUGAACUGGAGGAAUACCAACGGGCGAAGCAGAUCAAGCUGCCGAGCCAAGUCCCAGCGAGUGCAGGCGGCCUGAACAAGACGAACUGGGAAUUGGAGAUUCGAAAACGCUAUGCGCAACCCUUGGCUUCGGAAACCGGCGAGUUUCCAGACGCCGAAUCCAUCUACGCGCGCAUGACACCCAUCUGCUACGAGGAGUCGGUAGUAAGCGGGGCCGGCUUUCCCUGCGCCGAAGUCAUGGCGAUUGCCACGGAGACCUUCGUGAAGGAAGUGCUAUCGGUUGUCUUCUCUCGAACAAGGUCCAACGGCCCCUCGGGCACCAUCAACGGCAUGAUGAUGCGGAAAUACCGACAACAACUCGAGCAAGAAGAGCUAUCGUUUACGCGCGGGGAGAUCGUCAAAGACGGCGCUACCGGCUUGCUUCCCGUAGAAGCCAAGGAGGCCAGCGUCCGAAAACCCCUGGGGGUUCGCGAUCUCCGACUGGCGCUGGAGAUUGGAAGCGGUGUCCUCAGCCAUAUGCCCCUGAUCGUGGACCAGAUCAUGGGCGGAUACCUCGAGGACGAACUGGAGACGGAUCGACAGGACCGGGGGGAUGAGCCCACGGUGGAUAUCAACAACAACAACCGCGCCGAUUCGAGACCGAACAACCACCAUUCGGAUGAGAUGGACGUGGAUGAUUCGGAAGAGGACUGGGAGGGGGGCACGAUGGCUGAUCGCGAUCAGUUAGGGUCGUUACUUGACGAGUGCCUUUCUAUUGCUUCGUGACCUUUCUUCCUCCUUUUUCUUUCUCUCUCUUUCUUUCUUUUUUGUUUCUCUCUUCAACACCAUUAUUCCCCUCGGUUUGUUUUUAUUUUGUGCGCCUCUUCCUCCCUCUCUCCCUCCCUCUCUCCCUCCCUCCCUCCCUUUUUCCUUUACCUUACAUCUAUCCUGUUCAGGGACCAAACGAAAGACUGCCAGCAUUUCCAGUCUGGUGUGCGCGGGGAUAUAGCCAUCUAUGGCUUGGGUUUCUUUCUUCCCUCCUUUCAUUUUUUCCUGCAAAAAGGCGUCUCGGGAGUAAUAGCGGACAGACAGAAUUGGGUUGGUUGGAUUGCCGUCAUUGAAGAUGGCAUAUUGACUUGACUGGGCUUGGCUUGGCUUGUAUAUUGCAUAUGGCAGGGUGUUAACUUAUUAUUGAAAGUGUGAUACUUCCUUUCUCAUCUUUGUCUUUAUUUUAC
Molecule: messenger RNA, 6545 nt
Organism: Aspergillus campestris IBT 28561
Lineage: Eukaryota; Fungi; Ascomycota; Eurotiomycetes; Eurotiales; Aspergillaceae
Product: WD40 repeat-like protein
Exons: 11
Coding region: 1-6096 (2031 amino acids)
Cellular component (GO): SAGA-type complex
Molecular function (GO): protein binding
Source: RefSeq, a predicted model, not a curated record